AGAGCGGCCGGGUUCCUGCUGCUCCACCAUGCGCCGCGCGGCCCGUGCGACUCGCCGGACCUCCCGGGCGUCCCUGCACGGACCGCUCGGUCUGUCCUAGCAGGGAUCGCCCCCAUCCCCAGUUCCCCUGCGGGCCGCUGCGCCCCAGUCGCCGAGGAGCUGCGCUCACCGCAGGGGCGGGCCCCCGCCUGGGUUCGCGACGCCAGCAGAAGACUGAUCUUUGAAAAUAUGUAUUUGGGAGAUAGUCACGUUCUAUUGAAUACCUUGUGCUGGUGCUGCCAUCGAAAAAUCUGGUUACACUCUGGGGAGGCCUGCCGCCUCUGCAGGACUGCACCGCCUCGGCCCUGAGAUGAGUGUCCGGCCUGAGCGGGCACACCAUGAAUAGAUACACAACGAUCAAGCAACUCGGGGAUGGAACCUAUGGUUCCGUCCUACUGGGACGAAGCAUUGAAUCUGGGGAACUGAUUGCCAUUAAAAAAAUGAAAAGAAAGUUUUAUUCCUGGGAGGAAUGCAUGAACCUUCGGGAGGUUAAGUCUUUAAAGAAGCUCAACCAUGCCAAUGUGGUAAAAUUAAAAGAAGUUAUCAGGGAAAAUGAUCAUCUUUAUUUUAUCUUCGAGUACAUGAAGGAAAAUCUUUACCAGCUCAUUAAAGAAAGAAAUAAGUUGUUUCCUGAAUCUGCUAUAAGGAAUAUAAUGUACCAGAUAUUACAAGGACUUGCAUUUAUUCACAAACACGGUAGGUGGUUUGGAGUCUUGUGCUUUUAACAGCAGUGAAAUGUUGUCAUCAGGUAGAAGGUACAGGAAGCAUCAGGGUCUUUGGUGACUGCCUCCCAGAAGAGGUUGACAGGUUGGGAGACUGACAGUGGGGUUUGGGAUAUGUUCUCUUUUGUCACUUGAUUUCUGAAUUUUUCUCAUUAUUUAUCAUGUCCGCGUGUUCUAAUUCUUUAGGCUUUAACAUUAAGCUCGUUGGUUAUAGGUCUAAAAGUUAUUCCUGCCCAUUACCUGGUGUAUUAAUAAGAUGCCUAAGAUUAGAAUUCAGAGACAUUUCACGUAUUAUGUUUAAUCUACUACUACUGCUUCACUGUGGCUUCUCAUUUUCCUGAUGUAUUAUAUUUCAGUCCAAAAGCGUUCAA
This is a messenger RNA of Leptonychotes weddellii (Weddell seal), 1132 nucleotides long. RefSeq lists its product as uncharacterized. The record is from RefSeq and is a predicted model, not a curated record. NCBI's taxonomy places the organism in Eukaryota, Metazoa, Chordata, Mammalia, Carnivora, Phocidae.